CACAUAUUUCACACUUGCUUUUUCUCCAGUGUUAUUUGUAUUGUGUCUUUUUAAAAUCAUUUUUCUGGAUAAACUGUUUCGAACACAUUUCACACAUGAAUGGUUACUUACGGUGAUUUAAUAAGUGCUUAAUUUAAAUCGGUUUUAUGGUUAAACAGUUUCAUACAUAUUUCACACUUGAAUGAUUGUUUUCCAGUGUGAAUUAUAAACAGCGUUUCCGUGUAAACUGUUUCAAACAUAUUUCACACUUCAACGGUUUCCCUCAGGUGUGGAUUUUUAUGUGCAACUUUAAACUGCUUUUGCUGCGUAAACUGUUUCGAACAUGUUUUACACUUGAAUGAUUUUCCUCCGGCGUGAAUUUGUAAAUGCGUCUACAAAUAUACUUUUUGGACGAACUGUUUAGAUCAUAUUUAACAUUUUAAUGGUUUUUCUCCAGUGUGAUCUGUAAAUGCCUUUUUAAAUCGUUUUUCUGGAUAAACUGUUUCGAAGACAUUUCAUACAUCAAUGUUUAGGGUAAUUCCGGGAGAGAUGGCGCGGCAGGAGAGAUGGCGCGGCGGGAGAGAUGGCCCAGCGGGUGAGAUGGCGCAGUUUAAUAUCUCCUCUCUUAUUGCCAAGCCGACUUCUCAGACACGCUUAGAAGUUCGCUGCUUAUGGUUGCUGUGUUUAUUGUGCCGCGCUGUUAUGAAAUUCCAUCCACGAAGGUAAAUAAAAAAUAUUGUAUUUAAAUAUGCUCCAUAUUUUUUUAUAUUUUACAAAUAUUUAUUUUUACACCUUGAUAUCUUCCAUAAGCCAUAUAAAGUUUUAAUAAUCGCAAUGACUCAUAAACGUUUUAAUUUCACAAUAUGACAGUUUUGGAAGGCGAUACUGAUAUAACUGACACUUUAUCAGAAUCAUCAACUGUAUCAGUAGGGUCAAAGAGUACUACAAGUAGUAGUGUGUUUACUUCCCUGAGACAGCCCGCAAUUUUUUUUCGUUAUUUUUAGAUGGUAGUCCCCAUAAUGUGAAACUAACUGAGGCUAUUGUCAAGUUUAUUGUAAAAGGCAUAUGCCCUUCAGUAUAGUUGAAGGAAAGGGCUUUGUUAGUUUAAUGAAACAAGCAGCUCCUUUGUACAAAGUACCCAGCAGAAAUACAAUAAAAAACCAAGUUGACGUGAAGUAUGAGUCAGCAUCUACUGCAUUAAAGCAAAUUUUAAACAAUGUGCAGUCUAUUACUAUAACAACUUACACAUGGAUAGCUGAUAUGCAAACUAAAAGCUUCCUGGGUGUUACUAUACAGUUAAUUUUUGACUUAAAAUUAAUUUCUUGUACUACUGGAGUUACUGAACUAACUGGGUCUCAUACAGCAGCGUAUAUUGGAUCCCAAUUAAUUGAAAUUUUAAAUACAUGGGGAAUUAAUCUUGAAAUGGUAGUUGCUGUCGUAACAGAUAAUGCUGCAAAUAUUUUCAAAGCAGUUUAUGAUAAAUUUGAGAAAGUAAAGCAUGUUCCAUGCUUUGCCCACACUCUCAAUCUUCUGUGUGAAAACAGUAUUAAAAAUACGCAAGAAUGGAUCAUUUUCAUCUUCGAUUCCGAUGUUGUUACAUCAGACAAGGAAGAAUUUUUUGAUUUAUGGGCAUAUCAUAAGAAAAUUGCUCAUACAAAAAAGAGAAAUGUGGCUUCCGAUGUCAGCGCUGAUGAAGUAACACAAUAUUUAAGUGUUCCAGUAAAGAGUUUAAUGGAAGAUCCUCUAGAACUGUGGGGAGAGCUGAAGAAUGUAUAUCCAAAUCUAUAUAAAAUGGCCAUAAAAUAUUUUUGUGUUGUGGCAACUUCAGUACCAAGUGAACGACUAUGUUCCAAAGCUGGUUUGACUGCUCUGAAAAGCCGAAACCGUAUUGAUAAAGAAGAAGAGGUCGGAACUGCUUUGGAAAAAAUCGAAGGAAAAACUCAAUAUCUUGAUUAUUAUUACUCCAUGGCUUCAACUUCUCAAAUGGGAGGCGUUCCUCCGGUUUCGCUCGAUUAUUUUGACUUGGGAAAAGUAGACGUGUCAACCCUAGAUAACAACGAAAAAAGAAAAAUUCUGUCAACCGCUAUGGUUCUUAAAUCACAUAAAUAUCCCAUUUCCAUUAUCAAUUCUUCUGGGCAUCAAAAAUCUUUGAAAUUUCAAGCCACCUGGAUUGAUAGGUGGCCUUGGCUUGCAUAUUCAAAAAUCAGUGAUGGGGUUUUCUGCAAGAUAUGUCUGCUUUUUAGUCGCGAAUGGGCAGGCAAAGGCUCUCAUCAAACUCUAGGAAUAUUUGUUAAUGUUCCUUUCAAAAAGUGGAAGAAAGCAACUGAAAAAUUUGAAAACCACGCAAAAACCAAUUACCAUAAGGAGUGUGUGAUAUUAGCAGACAAUUAUAUGAAAGUAACAUCAGGACAAGUUUUCGAUGUGGUCUCUCAAUUAAAUUCAAAACUCCAACAGGAACGCGAGGAAAAUCGUUCAAUAUUAAAGCCCAUCAUAAAAGCUGUACUUUUUUGUGGUCAACAAGAACUCCCCCUGCGUGGCGAUGAAGAUAGUGGACCACUUAAUCUAGAAAAUCCUGAAAAGAAAGAUGGUAAAUUUCGCGCUCUUUUGAGAUUUACGGCAAAUGGAGGAAACGAUUCAUAUUCAUUGAAGAAACAUUUUACUUCAAGUAAUAAGAACGCUACGUAUGUAAGCCCAAUAAUCCAAAAUGAGAUUCUAGAUAUAGCUGCGUCUUUAAUUCGGAAAAAACUGAUUGAAAAAAUUAACAAAUUUGGAUAUUUUGCUAUAUUAGUCGACGAAACUAUGGAUGUGUCUGGUGUUGAGCAAAUGUCGUUUUGUGUAAGAUAUUUGUCUGAAGAAAACGCAAAACCUAUUAUCCGUGAAGAUUUUCUGUCUUUUGUGCCAGUGUCCGAUCAAUCUGCUGAAAGUCUAUGCAAUUUGGUUCUUGAAGAAUGUAGGAAAAUGAACCUUGACAUGAACAAAUGUGUGGGCCAAGGAUACGAUGGUGCAGCAAAUAUGGCCGGGCACGUUAGUGGACUUCAAACUAGAAUUCGACAGUUAUAUCCGAAAGCUAUUUACGUACACUGUGCAAGUCAUCGAUUAAAUCUUGCUUUGUCAAAAGCUUUAUCGCUACCAGCAGCUAGGAACUGUCUUGGUGUCGUGAACGAAGUGUCUAACUUUUUCAGAAACAACUCUCGUGCCAAUCACAUCCUGAAACAGCAAAUAACAGAACUUUUGCCUGAAUCCAAGAAAACAAGAUUAAUUCGUUUGUGUGAAACUCGUUUUAUAGAAAGACAUGACAGCAUUUUGGUAUUCGUGGAACUGCUAAAGCCCAUUGUGUCUGCGUUACAAAUAAUUUCUAACGAAACAAGAGAUACUUCCUCUAAAGCCAUUAUGUUUUUGGCUACGAUCGAAAAGAGCGAAUUUAUUGUGUCGCUGUUAGUAUGUGAAAAAUUUCUUAGUUUCACGUUACCUCUAUCCAAGUACCUGCAGAGUCCUUCCCAUGAUUUGGUCUCGGCUCUUGACCAGGCUAAUGAUGUGAUAGCUUCCUUACAAAAAACAAGAGAUAAUGGAGAAUCAAUUUUCAAACAACUUUUUAAUACCGCAUCGAAGCUUUUAGAAGAACUGUUCGGGAGUGAACUAAAAAUUCCUCGUUUGACUGGCAGACAGAGCCAUCGUGCCAAUCCUAUAACUAAUUCUACUGAAGAAUACUUUAAAGUUGCUAUUUUUUUACCAUGCGCCGACCAGCUGAUAGUUAAUUUACAAGACCGCUUCGGGACUCCAACAACAGUAUUAUCAGCAUUUCAAGCCCUACUACCAGGGUUUGCAUCGCCUGAUAAAGCCACUCAGCUUCAAACCUUAUCUAUAUUUUUUAUUGAAAAAUGUUCAGUGUCUGCUCUCCAAGGAGAAUACUAUAUAUGGUGUAAUCAAAUUUCUAAAGAACCAAACCUUGAAACACUCGGCGUCCUUGAAAUAUGCAACAAAAACUUCUUCCCAAUCAUUCAUCAUUUACUGACCAUUUUAUCAACCCUACCAGUGACCACUGCUACGGUUGAGAGGUCGUUUUCGACCAUGAAGAGAGUGAAGACUUUCCUUCGAAAUAAAAUGCAACACGAGAGGUUAAACUCCUUAGCUGUACUUUCGAUUCAUUGGGACGUAGAUGUUAGUGUCGACUCAAUUAUAAAUGUUAUGGCAAAUAAAAAAAAUCGUAGAUUAGUUUUAUAA
Molecule: messenger RNA, 4200 nt
Organism: Psylliodes chrysocephalus
Lineage: Eukaryota; Metazoa; Arthropoda; Insecta; Coleoptera; Chrysomelidae
Source: the annotation of a GenBank genome assembly